Messenger RNA from Ceratotherium simum simum (southern white rhinoceros), 1442 nucleotides. The record is from RefSeq and is a predicted model, not a curated record. NCBI's taxonomy places the organism in Eukaryota, Metazoa, Chordata, Mammalia, Perissodactyla, Rhinocerotidae.
AGCAAUGGGAGGUGGGCAGAGAGAGGUAUAUAUUCAGGAUCUCACCAUUCACCUCACACGGGCUUCCAGGCUCCCUGCCCACCUCUGCUUCCUCCAGGAACACAGGAGUUCCAGAUCACACCGUGGCCGCCAUGAAUUCACUCAGUGAAGCAAACACCCACUUUGCAGUUGAUCUGUUCCAACAGCUCAGAAAAUCAAACAAGGACAACAUCUUCUACUCCCCUCUCAGCAUCUCUUCAGCGUUAGCCUUGACCUACUCAGGGGCCCAAGGGAACACUGCACUCCAAAUUGGCAAGGUAGGUGUCAGCUCCCUUUACAUUGACCGGGUUAGACUGAAUUCUCUGUUGGCCUGUGUUGAAAAGUCGAGAAACGUGCAUCACCAGUUUCAAAAGCUUCUGACUGAAUUAAAGAAACCCACUAAUGACUAUGAGCUGAACAUCGCCAACAGGCUCUAUGGAGAAAAGAAGUUUCAGUUUCGUCAGGAAUACAUGGAUAAUGUUAAGAAAUUCUACCUAGCCAGUGUGGAAUCUGCUGAUUUUAUAAAGGCUCCAGAAGAAAGUCUCAAGAAGAUUAAUUCCUGGGUGGAAAGCCAAACGAAUGGAAAAAUCAAGGAUCUGUUUCCCCCUGGCUCGCUUAGCUCCGCCAUUCUGGUUCUGGUGAACGCGGUCUAUUUCAAAGGGCAUUGGCAGUGGAAAUUUGACGAAAAAAAUACUGUGGAGGAAAAAUUUUGGCUGAACAAGGAUACCAGCAAAUCUGUGCAGAUGAUGAAACAAACUAGUUCCUUUAAAUUCACUGAACUGGAGGACGUGCAAGCCAAGAUCCUGGAAAUACCGUACACAGGCAAAGAUCUAAGCAUGGUGUUGCUGCUGCCAAAUGAAGUAGAUGGUCUAAAGAAGCUUGAAGAUAAACUCACUGCUGAGAAACUAAUAGAGUGGACUACCUCACCGAAUAUGAGAGAGACACUCGUGGCUUUAUAUUUACCUCGGUUCAAAGUGGAAGAGAGCUAUGACCUCAAGGACACAAUGAAGUCCAUGGGGAUGCUGGAUGCCUUCAGUCCACAGGAUGCCGACUUCUCGGGCAUGACUGGGAGCCGGGGUCUCGUGGUGUCUAAAAUCCUACACAAGUCCUUUGUGGAGGUGACUGAGGAGGGCACAGAGGCUGCAGCUGCUACUGGCAUAAGCUUAGAAUUGUCGUCACCACGAAUUUACAGUUUCCAUUGUGAUCAUCCUUUCCUGUUCUUCAUCAAGCAUAAUAAGACCAACAGCAUCCUCUUCUUGGGCAGAGUCUCUUCCCCUUAGAAGAAAGUAGCCUGCUAAUAACUUAGAGGGAAGUUUACGGUUGUUCCAGUAUGUUAAUCGCUGGAGAUAACAGGUUCUCUUUAGCUCUUUUUCCUUUCCAAUCUCAUAGUCAUUACUAAGAAUGUAACGGCUGAAAUAGCAUGU